UGCUAAUGCUAAUUUAGCUGAAAAAUUCAUAGUUUCGUUGACGGCUGAAUUUCCGCAAACUUUCCUCCGUGCACAAAAACUUAGCCAUAGAGUGCAUAUACGUACAAAGAACGUCUACGUAAAAGAAUAAUAAAUAUUCUUUCUAACGUACUUUCGCCAAGGGUUUUACGUGUUGUUUUUAGUGUGAAUAUAUUUCCAUAGAAUUUGUAACUAAAUAAAUGUAUCCAUUGUUUUAUAUUUUCAGUUGCAGUUAUAAUUUAAAGAGAUGUAUAUUUUUAAUUAUUAGUUAAUAAAAUCGACUACGAAAAAAAUGAGGUGAAGAUGGAAGACUAUAACAGUUGUGUAAUGAAAGAAUUAAAAAGAAGGAAAUGUCCUCUGCAUUUGACCUUGAUUGCCAGUUACAUUUCUGUUGAGAAAUAUGACAAACUUCUCAGAACGUUUUGUAAAGAAUUUCCAGCAACUAUGAUAAAACUGAAUAAUGAAAAGAAAUCAAUAGAAGCCCAAAAAAGAACUGUGUAUGCCAUGAUAUCCCGAAUACAGGAGAUUCUUGAUUUCACAAGUGGAAGAAGCUUGGUAGAAUUUUAUUUAAAUGUAGAAGCUCUAAAUGAGCAAUUUGUCUCAUUAAAAUCUCAAAGGGUGCAAGAAAUAAAAGGAAAUUCUGAUAGUCAACAGUUAUGGCAUUACAGUCAUGACAUCAUGAAUCACCAGAAGUUAGUGGUAAACCUACAAAGUGAAAUACAGAACUUUAAAACCCAAAGCACCAAGUUAAGUCUGAUAUUGAGUCAUUCAGAAAAUAUUCAUCGACAGAAACAUUUAAAUUGGCUACAAACUAGAAAGUGGAUUAAUCAGGUUCAUAAAAAGAUUUCACACUAUAAAGAAGUUUAUAGUCAACCAGAUAAUAUAUUAGAGCAAAUUCAUGAGAUUGAAGAAUUCAUUAUUGCAGCUAGGAAAGUAGUUAAAAUGUUAUAAUGAUUUGCAUGAUUAUCCCAUUUAUAAUAAAGUGGUCAAAUCUCAUGAUUUACAUUUUAUUUUGUGAAUGUAAUAGGUAAAAGUUUCAAUAUUUUAUUCGAAGUGAUGUAAGAUUUUAUAAUAAAUAUGUUGCAUCUGUUGAUAAAAAUUUCGUAAUUAAAUUUAAAACAUUGUCUUUGCAAGUGUAGAUUAAAUUGACUCUAAAGAAACCAGAUGUUUCAAUCAUAAAGUGUUUUUUAUAUAAAAUUCUUUAUAAAGUGUAUUCAAUUUUCUAGUUUCUUUUUAAGUGUCGAAAUUUAAUAGCACUUUAAAAUACAGCAAAUAACUCAGAUGUCUAAAAACCACACAGUUUACAGUUAGCAAUAUUUUCUUUAAUUUAGAAAUUAAGUCUCUCUGAAUUAUUUUGAAAGAAAACUUUAUGAAUCCAGAAUAAAAUAUAUAUUAUUGCAGAAUAUUCUACUGUUUAUAAGAAUUUAGCUAUUUUAAAGCUAAGUCCUUUUAUGACUUUGUAAUUUUUAUGAAAAUGUAAAAAUCGUUCAUAAUAUUUGCUGUUGUCUCCAAAAUAAAAAGUUCAAUCUGAAGGAGGAUAUCUGAAGAUGCAAAUUUAAUAAAAAAAUUAUCCGUAGGUUUUAUUAUCUUUUGAUAUGUUAAACAAUAAUAGCUUUUUCCAUUUGAAUGAAUUGUUCCUUAAUACCAGUUCUGUGGGAAAGUACUAACUGAAAAAUCAUUAUAAAAUACAUCAGUGCUAUUGUGUUAUGAUUAAAUCCUUCUUUUUUAUGCACAAUCCAGAUUAAAGAUUGCACCUAUCAUUGGUAAGUUUCAUAAGUUCAUCCAUAAGUUCUUAUGUGGUUUGCCAUAAUCAAAUAACUUAUUUUGUCGCAUUGAGUUGUAAUGAAGAAUUAUGUGCCAAGGAUAAGUCAAAGAAUGUUCUACUCCUCUUUCCUUACCUUCUUAAGAAAACUUUUAGCGCAGUGAUAUUUUAAGUUCUCUCAUGCCAUAGAUAUUAUACAUUUACGCAUAUUCAUAACUUCGCUGGGAUUUGAACCUUGGCCUGAUAAUAUGACUGCUGGCACUACUAACUACUUUAUCAAUCAGUGCAGCAAAUUGCAUUAGUAAACAAUGACAAAGUUUAAAGAUUACUUUCAAUUUAUAACAGUUUUUAUUAAUAAAACUUUUUGCAUAUAGCUUAAUUUUUUUUAAUCUAGUUUAAAGAUUUUGCAAAGAGUUUUAAAUUUUUCAAAUACAAUGUUAAAAUAGUUCAUAUUGAGUUGUAAGAAUUAAUCAUAUCAUUCCAAAUAUGUUAUUAUUAUUAUUAUUAUUAUUGUUGUUGUGUUGUUGUUGUUUCUGUUUUGGAUAUUGUCUAUACCUUCUGAGUGGAAUAUUUCUUGGAAAAUGGUCCCACUGCUUGGAAACCAGUGCAUCACCAGCACACAUCCCUCCAUCUUUUUAAUAAUCAGGAAUACAAGAAGUUUUUUAAAUACAUUCUGCUACAUUUAAUCAACGUUUUGAUUUUUUUUUUUUUUUUUUUUUUUUUCUUUUUUUUUUUUU
Messenger RNA from Stegodyphus dumicola, 2517 nucleotides. RefSeq lists its product as uncharacterized. Lineage: Eukaryota; Metazoa; Arthropoda; Arachnida; Araneae; Eresidae. The record is from RefSeq and is a predicted model, not a curated record.